UCGCAUAGGGUACUAACGUUAGCUUGCCAAGAUAGCUGCAAUUUGGGUCCUAGGAUAUUAUCAAGCUGGCCUUAACCCGAGGCCGACUUGUCCUUCCUAACUGAGUAAAAGUAACGCAAGGUAAGAUACAACCUUCAACAUACCUAUUAAUUUAGUUAGCAUUUUUUGCUGUCUGUCAUUCUAUCCCGUUUGUUUUGAUUAUCAUGCAUGCAUGCAUGGAUGCCAUUGCUACCCCGUUUGCCACACAAACAGGAUUGGUAUUUUAACAUGCCUAGUUUCACUUUUGUUCAGUUAACUGCAUUCCAUCUCUACUGACAAGUGAGGACUAUAUAAACAAGAGAGAAUAGAUUAAUCACACAUUUAUAUUGAUGAGUCACCCCCACCCACCCCUGCUUUCUCAGGAUGUCGGACUCAGACAGUGAUGAAGACCAAGACCGCCCCUUCUCUCUCACUGGUUUCCUCUUCGGGAACAUCAAUGAAGAUGGUCAGCUGGAGGGAGACAGUGUGUUGGACACUGUGAGUGACUAUAUUUUGUUAAAAUAACAAAACACUGCAUAGUGUGGAAAUAAACACAACUGUUUUGAACACACACUAAAGUAUGCCUAAAAACAGGACUGAGAUGUACAUUUGCUGAAUAUGGGUUUUGUGUUAUUAUAUUGAUCACUUGUCCACUAUGUCUUUGGUGCAAUGUUACUUAUAAAGACAACAGUCAUUUUCACACCUGGUAUAUUCCAAUACACUUAGGCCUAUAUAAAAGGUGAUGUUUGUUUGACAAUGGGAUUUCCUUCCACACCCCAGGAGUCCAAGAAACACCUGGCUGGCCUGGGCUCCCUGGGCCUGGGAAACCUCAUCACAGAGAUCACUGCCAGUGAGGAGGACGAUCCUGACGAGGAUGGAGACACAGGUGGCACAGACGCAGAGGGUAAGAGGAAGGGCAUGAAGUAAGGCUGUGGGUGGGGUAGUACCGUGGCUGGGAACUGUUAUUUAACUGUCUCAACAUGAACAGUCAAUAUGCUUCUUAGUUGUGUUUGUAAGUUGUCUGUAAAUACUGUGAUAAAUGAGUGACGGUUUCAUGUCCUGUUUCUUAUGUAGGCUGGGUGAAGAAUGAUGCCGAUGCAGUUGAUUAUUCUGACAUCAAUGAGGUGGCUGAAGAUGAGACUAAGAAGUAUCGUCAGGCCAUGGGCAGCUUGCAGCCUACCAGGAGAACAGGUGCAGUAAUACCCAUGCAACUCCACAUAUGUAUAUACUGUACACAGCCAUCUAGGAGUGCAUGUACCCUAGUUUACCAGAACAGAUAAAUUAAUCGUAUUUAAUUUCCACCCUCUUUAUCAGAGACUUUGCGAAGCCAGUAACUGGACACUUUUUCUCUCUCUCUCUCUCUGUCUCUGUCUCUGUCUCAGAUGAUGAGGAUGAGGAUGACUAUGAUGCGGAUUGUGAGGAUAUUGAUGCCAAGCUUAUGCCCCCUCCACCUCCUCCAAGUCUCACCACGCCUGGUGGCAAGAAAGAGGAUUCCUCUCCUACGGCUGCAAGUGGUAAGGAUUGGAUGAGGAAGGGCCAAAGGGUGCCGGUGAAAAUAUACUUUGUACUUACAGGACCAGUCAAAAGUUUGGACACCUACUCAUUCAAGGGUUUUUCUUUAUUUUGACUAUUUUCUACAUUGUAGAAUAAUAGUGAAGACAUCAAAACUAUGAAAUAACACAUAUGGAAUCAUGUAGUAACCAAAAAAGUGUUAAACAAAUCAAAAUAUAUUUGAGAUUCUUCAAAGUAGCCACCCUUUGCCUUGAUGACAGCUUUGCACACGCUUGGCAUUCUCUCAACCAGCUUCAUGAAGGAGUCACCUGGAAUGCAUUUCAAUUAACAGGUGUGCCUUCUUAAAAGUUCAUUUUAAAUUAAAUUUCCUUCCAAUCAGUUGUGUUUUGACAAGGAAGGGGGGGGUAUACAGAAGAUAGCCCUAUUUGGUAAAAGACCAAGUUCAUACUAUGCCAAGAACAGUUCAAAUAAGCAAAGAGAAACGACAUCCAUCAUCACUUUAAGACAUGAAGUGCAGUCGCAAAAACCAUAGAGCGCUAUGAUGAAACUGCCUCUCAUGAGGACCACCACAGGAAUGGAAGACCCAAAGUUACCUCUGCUGUAGAGGAUAAGUUCAUUAGUUACCAGCCUCAGAAAUUGCAGCCCAAAUAAAUGCUUCACUGAGUUCAAGUAACAGACACAUCUCAACAUCAACUGUUCAGAGGGGACUGUGUGAAUCAGGCCUUCAUGGUCGAAUUGCUGCAAAGAAACCACUACUAAAGGACACCAAUAAGAAGAAGAGACUUGCUUGGGCCAAGAAACAUGAGUAAUGGACAUUAGACCGGUGGAAAUCUGUCCUUUGGUCUGAUGAGUCCAAAUGUGAGAUUUUUGGUUCCAACUGCCAUGUCUUUGUGAGAUACAGAGUAGGUGAACGGAUGAUCUCUGCAUGUGUGGUUCCCACUGUGAAGCAUGGAGGAGGAGGUGUGAUGGUGUGGGGGUGCUUUGCUGAUGACACUGUCAGUGAUUUAUUUAGAAUUCGAGGCACACUUUACCAGCAUGGCUACCACAGCAUUCUGCAGCGAUACGCCAUCCCAUCUGGUUUGCGCUUAGUGUCCUGUUUUUCAACAGGACAAUGACCCAACACACCUCCAGACUGUGUAAGUGCUAUUUGACCAAGAAGGAGAGUGAUGGAGUGCUGCAUCAGAUGACCUGGCUUCCAAUCACCCGACCUUAACCCAAUUGAGAUGGUUUGGGAUGAUUUUGACCGCAGAGUGAAAGAAAAGCAGCCAACAAGUGCUCAGCAUAUGUGGGAACUCCUUCAAGACUGUUGGAAAAGCAUUCCAGGUGAAGCUGGUUGAUAGAAUGCCAAGAGUAUGCAAAUCUGUCAUCAAGGCAAAGGGUGGCUACUUUGAAGAAUCUCAAAUAUAAAAUCUAUAUUUGUUUAACACUUUUUUGCUUACUACAUGAUUCCAUAUGUGUUAUUUCAUAGUUUUGACAUCUUCACGAUUAUUCUACAAUGUAGAAAAUAAUAAAAAUAAAGAAAAACCCUGGAAUGAGUAGGUGUGUCAACUUUUGACUGGUACUGUAUAUUGUACAAGCAUGAUUCUUCACAAUCCGUAAAAAAAUAAACAGGGAUAUUGAUGUAUUUAAUGUCAAGAAUACAUGCUAGUAAUUUAGCACUCAUAGAGUCAGAGGGGCUCUAAUCCCAGUGUCUGCUAUUGUUGGUUUCUACACAGUUGGGGAUGAAGGAGACGGGAUCAUCCUGCCCUCCAUCAUUGCUCCCUCCUCUCUGGUAGACAAAGUGGACUUCAGCAGCUCCUCAGAUUCUGAGUCGGAGACAGACCGCCCCUCCACAGGCUCCGGGUCUGGGGGUCCUCCAGCCUGCCUCAGCCUGCCCCUGGCUGGCAUCAUGCAGAAGGAUGCUGCCAAAGCCCUGCCUGGCGUCACACAGCUCUUCCCAGAGUUCAGGCCUGGAAGGGUGAGCUGUCCUCCUUGGAAACACUGUAUAGUACACCAAAUAUCAGAGAGUUGUGAUUGGAUCAUUAAUGCCUUUUAAAAAGGGGAAGAUCGAGCAUAAAUUAACGUAUAUCCAUCCACUCCUCUGAACCCAUCCAGGUGCUGCGGUUCCUUAGACUGUUUGGCCCUGGGAAGAACAUGCCGUCGGUGUGGCGGAGUGCACGAAGAAAGAGGAAGAGGAAGCACCGCGACCCCCAGCCAGAGACACCCCCAUCAGAGGGCGCUGAGCCCAUGGAGCAGCAGGGACCAGAGAAGAUAUCUGGCUGGGACUAUGAGUACGCCCCACCUCCACCCCCAGAGCAGUGCCUGUCUGAUGACGAGGUCAGUGUGCAACAAUCUCUUAUUCCGAGAUGUGAAAACCUGUUUGAAAUCCGUGUGAAACUGUGUGGUUAUUUACCUGUAUAGUUUUUCACAGCUAGUUUAUGAGAGCUUACUAGGUUUAGUAAUAUGAUUCAGUCGCAGUAUAAUUCUGUAUGGGUUCUCUCUCCUUAGAAAGUGAAAUGGACAAAAGAGAUUACUCAAAAAGAUCAUCUUCAAUAAUUCAUUCCCUGUCCCUCUCGCCUUCCCCAGAUCACCAUGAUGGCCCCAGUAGAGUCCAAGUUCUCCCAGACCUCUGGAGACGGGGACAAGGUGGCAGAGUCCAGGCCCAAGGUGGCAGAGUGGCGCUACGGUCCGGCCCAGCUCUGGUACGACAUGAUGGGGGUCCCUGAGGAUGGCAGUGGCUUCCACUACGGCUUCAAACUGAAGGAGGAGGAGGAAGAUGAGCAGGAGAAGCAGGAGAGGCCAGAACCACCACCACCACCAGUUCCACAACCUCCCAAAGAGGUUAGCAACCCAUACACUUCACUGAUGCUUUAGGAUUAGGGCUGAACUCACUCAUUUUACCUCGCUUUUCCACAUCAUCAUUAAGAAAUGCUAGAAGCAAUGAGUUUUAAGUGGGUGUGUUCGCUACCGUUGUGUGUUCCUCUUUACUUGAAAUAUCCCAAACAGCCACCGUACGUGUGAUGAAUGGCACAGUAACGGCACGGCGCAGCAUGACAACGUGAACAUGAUUGGUCAAGAAUCCCAAGCUCAGAGCAUUUCCUGCUUUCUAGAGUAUCAGUAUCUUUGAUGAACGUUUUGAUGCUAAAGUUAGCACAUGAAUGUGAGGAUGUUUGAAUUGGAAAGAAACCAAGACGUUUAUAACAAACAAGUCUCGUUCUUUCAAAAUAACAAUGCCGACGAUAUUCGUCUCAUUUGUUGUCUCAUGUUAUGUCGCAGCUGUGCUCUGAAUCAAUGAGUAUUUGGGUGCUGCCAGACGUGGGCAUGUGGGCAGGAUUGAAAUCUAAACCCAACCCAAGGAAAACUGUGACGUAUCCUAGAUUCCUUAAAUCUUGCAAAUUAUGACCAAAGUUCUACCAUUUACACUUUUUAGUAAAUGUUGCAACUAUUACAAUUGUUUAAGACCAAUAUCAAUGCCACAUAGGCCGUUUUCAACCAGAGAAGUUGGUUUUUGAGUUCAGCUCCUCUUUGAGAAUCAAUCUUCCAUUUCUAGCUAUACCUUCUUCCAACUCUUAGUUAGAAGAGAACAGACAACAUUCAAUAAAGACUUACCAUGCUCUUUGUUUUUUUCUGUCUCUCUUUCUGUCUAGGAGGGCAGUGGUGACGAAAAGGACGAACAGGCCCUGGAGAACGAGCUCUUUCUGAUGGUCACCCAGCUUCAGUGGGAGGACGACAUCAUCUGGAACGGAGAGGACGUGAAACACAAAGGCACUAAGACCCAGCGAGCCAGUCUGGCAGGGUGGCUGCCUUCCAGCAUGACGCGCAAUGCCAAUGCCUACAACGCACAGCAGGGUGAGCGACCCACCCACUCUACUCCAGUACCAAUGAACACAAACUGACCUGCAUACUGGAGAUUCCUACCUCAUUGAAAUCCCAUCGCCAAAGUGUAAACCCCAACCAUCCAGGGGUUUUAGGACUACAGUGGCAAAUAUAAACUGAUAUAAUUGUUGUGUAUUUGUCUGCUUUGGGUUAUCUAGGUAUUCAUGAUGUCUAUCUACACUACAGGUCUGUGUAGGAGUAACUCUCAGCUGGUGCCCCCCACUCCUCCACCCAUGCCCAAAGCCCCCUCCAUCGGCUCUGGCUCCAAGAGGGACAAACACCACCAUGACCAUUAUGGUACGAUGAGGCUAUUUUACCUGGUAUCAGUUGUAGAGUGUAAUUGACUGUUAUAAUGAUGAACAAUGUGAUAUUACAACAUAUUCCUACUUAUCUUCGUUAGUUGACAUGGUGAAUGUACCACUAAAGAGUAAAUCUAUCACUACUGAUUCCCUAUUGGUCUCGCCACAGCCUCUCAUGAAGAUGACGCCCCCUGGUUCUCCAUCUUCCCCAUUGACAAUGAGGAGCUGGUGUACGGGCGCUGGGAGGACAACAUAAUCUGGGACGACCAGGCCAUGGACCGCAUGCUCUCGCCCCCUGUCCUCACCCUGGACCCCAACGAUGAGAACAUCAUUUUAGGUACUGCCCCUUUCUUAGUGAACUGUUUGUACAGUUUUUCAUUCAGUUUCAACCAAUUAUCAAAUAUCUUGAUGGUCUGUAACCUUUUGAAUGCUUUGAUCUAUCCACUAAUCUCUGAACUUGGCCUCUUGCAGAAAUCCCAGAUGAGAAGGAGUCUGAGCAUACGUCCCACUCCCCGUCCAAGGAGAACAAGAAGGAGUCAGCACUGAAGAAGAGUCGCAUCCUGCUGGGGAAGACUGGGGUCAUAAAGGAGGAGCCUCAACAGGUACUACAGGACUGGACCAGAAAACAUAACAUACAGUUGAAGUCGGAAGUUUACGUACACCUUAGCCAAAUACAUUUAAACUCAGUUUUUCCACAAUUCCUGACAUUUAAUCCUAGUAAAGAUUCCCUGUCUUAGGUCAGUUAGGAUCACCACUUUAUUUUAAGAAUGUGAAAUGUCAGAAUAAUAGUAGAGAGAGUGAUUUAUUUCAGCUUUUUUUUUUUUUUUUUAACAUUCCCAGUGGGUCAGAAGUUUACAUACACUCAAUUAGUAUUUGGUAGCAUUGCCUUUAAAUUGUUUAACUUGGGUCAAACGUUUCGGGUAUCCUUCCACAAGCUUCCCACAAUAAGUUGGGUGAAUUUUGGCCCAUUCCUCCUUACAGAGCUGUUGUAACUGAGUCAGGUUUGUAGGCCUCCUUGCUCGCACACGCUUCUUCAGUUCUGCCCACACAUUUUCUAUAGGAUUUAGGUCAGGGCUUUGUGAUGGCCACUCCAAUACCUUGACUUUGUUGUCCUUAAGCCAUUUUGCCACAACUUUGGAAGUAUGCUUGGUGUCAUUGUCCAUUUGGAAGACCCAUUUGCGACCAAGCUUUAACUUCCUGACUGAUGUCUUGAGAUGUUGCUUCAAUAUAUUCACAUCAUUUUCCUUCCUCAUGAUACCAUCUAUUUUGUGAAGUGCACCAGUCCCUCCUGCAGCAAAGCACCCCCACAGCAUGAUGCUGCCACCCCCGUGCUUCACGGUUGGGAUGGUGUACUUCGGCUUGCAAGUUACCCCCCUUUUCCUCCAAACAUAACAAUGGUUAUUAUGGCCAAACAGUUCUAUUUUUGUUUCAUCAGACCAGAGGACAUUUCUCCAAAAAGUACGGUCUUUGUCCUCAUGUGCAGUUGCAAACCGUAGUCUGGCUUUUUUAUGGCGGUUUUGGAGCAGUGGCUUCUUCCUUGCUGAGCGGCCUUUCAGGUUAUGUCGAUAUAGGACUUGUUUUACUGUGGAUAUAUAUACUUUUGUACCUGUUUCCUCCAGCAUCUUCACAAGGUCCUUUGCUGUUGUUCUGGGAUUGAUUUGCACUUUUCGCACCAAAGUACGUUCAUCUCUAGGAGACAGAACGCGUCUCCUUCCUGAGCGGUAAGACGGCUGCGUGGUUCCAUGGUGUUUAUACUUGCGUACUAUUGUUUGUACAGAUGAACGUGGUACCUUCAGGCGUUUGGAAAUUGUUCCCAAGGAUGAACCAGACUUGUGGAGGUCUAAAAAAUAAUUUUCUGAGGUCUUGGCUGAUUUAUUUUGAUUCAAGCAAAGAGGCAGUGAGUUUGAAGGUAGGCCUUGAAAUACAUCCACAGGUACACCUCCAAUUGACUCAAAUGAUGUCAAUUAGCCUAUCAGAAGCUUUUAAAGCCAUUACAUCAUUUUCUGGAAUUUUCCAAGCUGUUUAAAGGCACAGUCAACUUAGUGUAUGUAAACUUCUGACCCACUGGAAUUGUGAGACAGUGAAUUAUAAGUGAAAUAAUCUGUCUGUAAACAAUUGUUGGAAAAAUUACUUGUGUCAUGCACAAAGUAGAUGUCCUAACCGACUUGCCAAAACUAUAGUUUGUUAACAAGACUUUUGUGGAGUGGUUGAAAAACGAGAUUUAAUGACUCCAACCUAAGUAUAUGUAAACCUCAAACUUCAACUGUAGAUCUGUAUCUUAAAUGCCAUUCUGCUGUCCCUGAACUAAUCUGUUAACUCCUUUUCUGUUUGGUCUGCUGCCUACAGAACAUGUCCCAGCCCGAGGUGAAGGACCCAUGGAACCUGUCCAAUGAUGAGUUCUAUUACCCCAAGCAGCAGGGCCUGAGGGGCACCUUCGGUGGCAACAUCAUUCAGGUGGGUGCUAGAUUCUCUCCUGUGAGCUCUCUUCCUAUACAGAUUCCUUGGGUGCAUCAAAACUGGGACAAAGAGAAUGAAAACAGCUUCUAUCAAGGCCAUCAGACUGUUAAAUAGCCAUCACUAGCACAUUAGAGGCUGCUGCUGCCUAUUGAAAUCACUGGCCACUUUAAGAAAUGGAACACUAGUCACUUUAAUCAUGUUUACAUAUCUUGCACUACUCAUCUCAUAUGUAUAUACAGUAUUCUAUAAUAUUCUACUGUAUCUUAGUCCAUGCCGCUCUGUCAUUGCUUGUCCAUAUCUGUAUAUAUUCUUAAAUUCCAUUCCUUACUUAGAUUUGUGUGUAUUGGGUAUAUGUUGUGAAAUUGUUAGAUAUUACUUGUUAGAUAUUACUGCACUGUCGGAACUAGAAGCACAAGCAUUUCGCUACACCCGCAAUAACAUCUGCUAAACACGUGUAUGUGACAAAUAAGAUUUGAUUUGAUCAGCAGUUAAAGAGGAUAAUCUUAACAAUAGUGUAGGAUAAUCUGAAUAUACUGAAUGUUCACAGUAGUUGUAUGUAACCUUUUCUGUCUAUCUUUCUCUCCAGCACUCCAUCUCUGCAGUGGAGCUGAGGCAGCCGUUCUUCCCUACUCACAUGGGACCCAUGAAGCUGCGUGGCUUCCACCGGCCCUCUCUGAAGAAGUACUCGUUUGGGACGUUGUCCCAGCCAGGUCCCCAUGCAGCACAGCCCCUUCUCAAACAGAUCAAGAAGAAGGCCAAGGUGAGGCCCCAGCCCCAGAAUUCACCUCAUCCACCUCCAUCCUUCUCUCUGUCUUAACACAGGUCAUCAGGAAUGCAUCUGUCUAUGUGUGUUGAUAACCAUGUCUGUGUGUGAUUUGUGUUAAAUGUAUUUUUCUGUGCCCAUAGAUGAGAGAGCAGGAGCGCCAGGCUUCCGGUGGCGGUGACAUGUUCUUCAUGCGGACAGCUCAGGAUCUGACGGGGAAAGACGGAGACCUGAUUCUGGCAGAGUACAGCGAGGAAUACCCUCCGCUCAUCAUGCAAGUCGGCAUGGCAACCAAGAUCAAGAACUACUACAAGAGAGUGAGUCACUGCACUAGUCUUUCAACUACCAUUUCCCUUGUAUCAACAUUGAUUAGCAUUUACUAAAAGCAGAACGACCUCAGUGGUUAUUUACCUUCCUCUAUUGUCUAUGAGUUGUGUUUUGUUAACAUACAUUAUGUGUAAAUGCACUUUAAAAUCUAUUUGACCUAGAUAGUUUGUGUGUAUGUAUUGAUAUGUAGGCUACGUGUGCCUUUUGUAAAAAAAAAAAAACAAAAAAAAAAACAUUAAUGUAUGUAGUUCUGUCCUUGAGCUGUUGUCUAUUAAUGUUCUGUAUUAUGUCAUCUUUCAUGUUUUGUGUGGACCCCAGGAAGAGUAGCUUCUGCUUUUCCAACAGCUAGGGGAUCCUAAUAAAAUACAAAAAAAUACAAAAAACAUGUCUGUUUUCCCUCAGAAACCAGGGAAGGACCCUGGAGCUCCAGACUGCAAGUACGGAGAGACCGUGUACUGCCACACCUCACCCUUCCUGGGCUCCCUGCACCCUGGGCAGCUGCUGCCGGUCAGUCCCACAGUCAUUACAGUCAUUUACAUGACCAUUUAUUGAUGUUUGAAAAAUAACUAGCUGUGAAUGAGCCUGAUACCCAGAAAGAGAAAAUGUAGAGAUCUGUCAUGUCUUUUUUUAUUUUAGGCUUUUGAGAACAACCUUUUCCGCGCCCCCAUAUACCUCCACAAGAUGCCAGAGACAGAUUUCCUGGUGCUGCGUACGCGGCAGGGCUACUUCAUCAGAGAGCUGGUGGACAUAUUUGUGGUUGGACAGCAGUGUCCGCUCUAUGAGGUCCCUGGACCCAACUCCAAACGAGCGAACACCCAUAUCAGAGACUUCCUGCAGGUAUACCUUGCGAUAUAUACACACACACACACACACACACACGCAUUACGACAUCUACAAAUCCACACACUCUCUCUCACACACACACACACACACACACACACACACAUUGUCACACACAAGAGAAACACACUUACAGAAUGCAUGCUUGCCUACAAUCAUGUCUCUGUCUCCUCUUCUGUGCAGGUGUUUAUCUAUCGGUUGUUCUGGAAGAGUAAAGAUCGUCCUAGGAGAAUCCGCAUGGAGGACAUAAAGAAAGCUUUCCCCUCACAUUCAGAAAGCAGCAUCCGCAAACGCCUAAAACUCUGUGCUGACUUCAAGCGUACAGGUAGAAACAGCUAACCCUGCUUACCCUAGCCUUGUCGAGAAUCAGGCUUCCCUAAAACGGGAAGCCUGGGGAAGUUUAAUUGCUAAAUAUGGGUGGAGACCCAGUGUAAAUCAGUGAUGCCUUGCAACACGUGGUCCUCUGUAGCUCAGCUGGUAGAGCACGGCGCUUGUAACGCCAAGGUAGUGGGUUCGAUCCCCGGGACCACCCAUAUACAAAAAUGUAUGCACACAUGACUGUAAGUCGCUUUGGAUAAAAGCGUCUGCUAAAUGGCAUAUUAUUAUUAUUAUUAUUAAACAAAUCAAAUGCCUAGUGUUUUAGGUGCAACAGUGCAUGAGGAUGGCUGGGAAAUCGCAGAUUAAAACCCCAUCAAAAUAUGUUGAUGUAUGUCAAUUUUGUGUAUAGAGCACACUUCUUGCAAAACAGACGAACAUAACACGUAGCACCAACGGGCAUGUGGGGGGAGGGUUCAUGAAAUGUAGCAUCCAAUCAAAGUCUUGCCGCUGGGAGCCCGCUUUUGCAAGAGAAAAUUAUCCAGACCUCCAAGGGAGGAGUGAAACGACGUGAUUUUGGAGGUAUGGUAACGUGAGACUAUGCUUACCCCAAUACUACCGUAUAGCUUCAUGUUUGUCAGUAGUACAGUAUUGUUUGUCCUCACAAAGAUGAGGAAGUAAUGCAGAAAUGUGAAUAUGCCUCGUGAACUUUGUCACUCACAGCUGUCCAACAAUCCUGAUUUCCUCUUAAAGGGAUACUGCAAAAUGUUUAGAUUUAGGUCGUGUUUCUAUUUGCCCAGAGUCAGACAAACUUAUGGAUACCAUUUUUGUGUCUCUGUUAGUGCUGAGCGAUUAACUGAAAUGUCUUUAUUUUUCUGUUUUUAAACAACUAAUUGACUGACGUCGAUUCAAUUAUUAGAAUUCCAUUUCGUUCGUUUUUUUUCUGUGAGCUGGAUGUGCUGUUUCAGUAGAGAUAAAUCCGAUCAAGCCCGAACUAUGCGAUGUAGUAAGGAGUUGUAGUUUCCAACAGGCCAAUAUUCUGCAUAGUUUAGCGCAGGAAACUUGGUAAUUAACUACAAUGACCAUAAUCCAUUGCGAGCCCGCCUGUUUGUCCCGGUCUGUGUGGAGCAGACACUGAGAGAGCGAAGAGAGAGAAAACGAUCAAGAGGGAUAGAAAGCAGUUGCUUCGCGAUGUAUCGCUACCUGAAAAUACAUGGUCUAAGUGAUUGAUAGUUGGUAUUCAGCAGUCAUAAAAGUAUACCUUAUUUACUUUGAAGAACUAGUAAUUAUAGUGAUUUUGUCAGACAGCAUAGGCAGUAGCUCUAAAGAGAUGAGAUGAUGACUUGGAAUGAAAUAAUAAAGUAAUCAAAUAAAGCAAAUAUUUUAUUAAAGUAAUGUGAAUAAAUUAUGGUUAAUAAGUGAUAAGCAGUAAUGGGCAGUCACUACAGCAUUCAACCCACAUAAUGCAUAGUGCAUUUAAUGUUUAAAAAAAUUAGCGAAAUUGGAAACCGUGAUUAUUUUUUAAUAAUCGAACCAAAACCGAACCGACCUAAAAAAGCACACAUCUCUCAGCACUACUCUGCGUGCAGUUUGGAUAUUAUUGAAGUUAUCAUAAUGUUAGCUUAGCGCAAUUGCUGGAAGUCUCCUGGUACACUAGCCAGCUCCUCUCAAAAUACACAAAAACAACGUUGCGAUCUCUACAUCUCUAUGCGAUAACGAGACAGAGAAUGAGGAAGUGGAUAUAAUCUAGUUUCUUAUGAUUGUCAGUGAAAUUAACACAUUUAUAAAAUAUUGAUUACUAUGUAUAACUUUGUAAGACAAUAAAUGACCAACCACCCAGCUUUGGAGUAGUUAGGUCAAUUUCUCUGCUUUUGAGAGGAGCUGGCUACUGUAACGGGAGACUUCCAGCAAUUGCGCUAAGCUAACGAUAUGCUAAUUUCAACUUUCUCCAAAAUGCACGCAGAGACAUAAAAAUGGUAUCCAUGAGUUUGUCUGACUCUGGGUAAGUACAGAAACGACCUGAAUCUCAAUCUCACAGUAUCCCUUUGUUUCUGCUCCUGUGUGAUCUCAGGGAAGUGUUGAGGUGUAAGAGAGAGAGGUGACUCUGAUGCUUAGCUGUGUGAGCUCAGAAAUGGUGUGCCUUUGACAGACAGGCGUCAGGAAAGAGAGAUGUCAGCAUAUUAUGGAUAUUGAGUUUACUGUGGCGGUAAGGUGUGGUCUGAGGAAAGCAUCAAUAAGGUACCAUAGGUUUGCAGGGUCCUUCGUUAAUAUAUGCUGUUCUGCUCCUGCAACACCUCUGCUUUUGAGCUUACAAGAAGCUUCACUUGAUGAAAUGAAAAAAUAUCCAAAGGGUAUAAGAUCUUAUACCCUUUGGAGAGGGGGAAUUCUCAUGCGACAUGCGUCCAUGAAUCUUACAAAGCUGUAAGUUGGGCUGUAAGGGUGGAGUUAAGAGAACGUGGUUAAUACUUGUUAUAUGAUUUAAGCUCAUUUGCCCUCCCCCUGUCUCCAGGGAUGGACUCUAACUGGUGGGUGCUGAAGCCUGACUUCAGGCUGCCUACUGAGGAGGAGAUCAGGGCCAUGGUGUCUCCAGAGCAGUGCUGUGCCUACUACAGCAUGCUGGUGGCAGAACAGAGACUGAAGGUAAGACUGACAGGCUCUUUAUUUAGGUACUAUCUGUGAUAUCGGUACUCUGUAUGGCACUGUGUGAACUAUAAUAUAACUUUUCUCUCUCUCCACCAGGAUGCUGGAUAUGGUGAAAAGUCAUUCUUUGCCCCAGAGGAAGAGAACGAGGAAGACUUCCAGAUGAAGAUUGAUGAUGAGGUUCAGCUCUACUCUGCUUCCUUUUCAUAAAAAAUGUUGAUGUUGAAAAAAAGGAUCAUCCAUGAUCUCACCAGUAUUCAAUGUGGUCCACCCUAGGUCCGCACAGCCCCUUGGAACACAACGCGAGCCUUCAUCGCUGCCAUGAAGGGGAAGUGUCUGCUGGAGGUCAUGGGGGUGGCCGACCCCACAGGUUGUGGAGAGGGAUUCUCCUAUGUCAAAGUGCCCAACAAGCCCACUCAACAAAAGGUACUCCCUCUUUGUCUUACCCCAGUGCUCUGAAACACUUCUGCCAGAUCCGUAUCCAGAUCAGGGGGCCCUAAUUCCAGUCAUGCGUUCACAGCCUUUCUGACAAAAAUAUAAUCUGUCACAGUCCAUAAAAGCAAGACCUAUGUUUCUGUUAUAACCAUUCAAUUGUUGUUUGAUGAUUAUUUAAUAAUGUAUUACUGAGCUAAAGGUUAUUUGUCGUGUUUAGGCCCAGGAUGACCGGGAGCCACAACCCGCUAAGAAGACUGUGACAGGGACAGACGCUGAUCUGAGAAGACUAUCACUGAAAAACGCCAAGCAGCUGCUGCGCAAGUUUGGUGUUCCAGAGGAGGAGGUAAUCACGUAGUAAUAGCAUAUUACAUAAUAAUGUCUUAAAUUCCCUCAUUUCUUCCACCAACCUAAGUAUGAAGGAUAGAUCAAUCUCUUAAAUCUGUGUUUAUAUGUGCAUUUCAGAUAAAGAAGCUGUCUCGUUGGGAGGUGAUUGACGUGGUGAGGACAAUGUCUACAGAGCAGGCGCGCUCUGGCGAGGGGCCCAUGAGCAAGUUUGCCCGUGGGUCCCGCUUUUCUGUAGCCGAACACCAGGAGCGCUACAAGGAGGAGUGCCAGAGGAUCUUUGACUUGCAGAACAAGUGAGGUCAUCUCAUCCUCCAUCCCCCCUUAUCCAAAUAACCAUAAUUCACCACCCAUUUCCUAUAGGGAUGCUGUAGUUGUACAGUAUCUGAUGUUCUACCCUCUACUUUCUCCUCAGAGUAUUGGAGUCCACAGAGGUCCUGUCCACAGACACAGACAGCAGCUCAGCGGAGGACAGUGACUUUGAGGAGAUGGGGAAGAACAUUGAGAACAUGCUGCAGAACAAGAAGACCAGCUCCCAGCUGUCCAGAGAGAGGGAGGAGCAGGAGAGGAAAGAGCUGCAGAGGAUGCUGAUGGGAGAGGAGAGCGACCGCGACCACAAGGGACGCAAAGCACGCAAGGGCUUCUGUAAGUGGCGUGUGUAUGCAUGUGUGUUUCAGGCUUUUUUUCUGUGUGUUUACAGGAGUGUGUGUGUAACUCGUAUCUCUCUCUGUGUGUCCCUGCAGCCAGUGCUUUGUCCACGGGCUCCCAUAAAGAUGACGACACGUCCUCGGUCACCAGCCUGAACUCGUCCGCUACGGGACGGCGCCUCAAAAUCUACCGCACCUUCAGAGACGAGGAUGGCAAGGAGUAUGUCCGCUGUGAGACAGUCCGCAAACCCUCCGUCAUUGACGCCUACACCAGAAUCAGAACCACCAAGGAUGACGAGUUCAUGUAAGUUCCUCCGUCAGUGUAGUGUGUGUCUGUGUAAUAUGAGUGUUUGGCCUGUGUGUAGUGUACCCAACCUCACACAGUCUUUGUCUGCCUUCUGCCACUGUAGAAAGAAGUUUGCGCUGUUUGACGAGCAACAUAGAGAGGAGAUGAGGAAGGAGCGGAGGAGGAUCCAGGAGCAGCUGAGGAGGCUGAAGAGGAAUCAGGAGAAGGACAGGUUCAAGAGCCCCCCAGAGAAGAAAGCCAAGAAGAUCAAGGAGAGGCCAGACCUCAAGGUAAAAGUAAGCUUGCCAGCCCAUAAUGAUUCAACUCCAAGACUAUCCCCUCCUACUUUUCCAUAACCUGCUGUAUGUAUUCCUGCUGACCUGCUGUCUCGAAAAUAGGAUCAUUUAGUUCAAGAUAAACCUUCCUCUCUUUUUUCACACUUUUUUCUUUAAUAGCAAUAUAUUAUAUUGCUUAUAAUAAGCAUGAUAAUGUAGCGUUUGGCUUACUACAGUGAAAGUAGCAUGAUGUGAUUCAGUGACCUGCAAUCAACAUUGUUAUGUACAGAGUGUUUGUCUGGUUGUUAACUACAUCUCUUUUUCUUUCUUCCUCCCCCUUGCCCUAGCUGAAGUGCGGCGCUUGCGGUGCCAUCGGGCACAUGCGAACCAACAAGUUCUGCCCGCUGUACUACCAGACCAACGCUCCGCCCUCCAACCCGGUUGCCAUGACGGAGGAGCAGGAGGAGGAGCUGGAGAAGACUGUCAUCCACAAUGACAACGAGGAACUCAUCAAGGUGGAGGGAACCAAGAUCGUCCUGGGCAAGCAGCUCAUCGAGAGGUGUACACACACACACACACACACACACACACACACACACACUCUGACAGGAGAGGGGGAUAGUUCUAAUUUCUUUCCAAAUCACAACUGAAUAUCAGUAGUCUUUUCCACUCUCUUUGUGGACCGAAAGUUCCUAUAGAUGUGUUCCUUAUGCUCUCUACGUCUGUCUAAAUGUUAGUGAUAUAUUACGUUGUGCUGCUGUGUAAAGGACCAUGUUGUCUCCUCUCCCAGUGCUGAUGAGGUGCGCAGGAAGUCCCUGGUGCUGAAAUUCCCCAAACAGCAGCUUCCCCCCAAGAAGAAGAGACGUGUUGGGAACAACGUACACUGUGACUACCUCAAUGUGAGCCUGGUAGCCAGUUACCAUAUUUACUUUGGUUGCGUAUGACUAUUCAGUAUGACUAUUCAGUUAAAGCAAGAUAUAAAGCAACAAUAUUUAACACUGUGAUAGUUAUGCCUUAGCUCUCUGUGGUUUUUGUUUUGUUUCAUCCUCUCACAGAGGCCCAACAAAUCCAUCCACCGCAGACGCACUGACCCCAUGGUCACCCUGUCCUCAGUCCUGGAGAGCAUCAUCAAUGACAUGCGUGAUCACCCCAAUGUAAGAUCAACCCACUGCUUACAGACAGACAGUGCCUACACUCCUCCAAACACUAUAUAGGUUUCUCUCUCACACACAUACACACAAACACUUUUGUCACGCUAAUUGUGUUGUCUUUACCUCUUGUCACAGACAUACCCCUUCCACACACCAGUCAAUGCCAAGGUGGUGAAGGACUACUAUAAGAUCAUCCCUCGUCCCAUGAAUCUGCAGACACUACGGGAGAAUGUGCGCAAGCGUGUGUACCCCUCCCGGGAGGAGUUUAGAGAGAAUGUGGAGCUCAUUGUCAAGAACAGUGCCACAUACAACGGUACAAAUCUAAACCACUUGAAGCCUUAGAGAAUGACUCAUAUUUUACUCUGACCGACCAUUCUGUAACUUAUUGCGACUGUAAUUGUUGUGGUGUAUUCAGGUGCCAAGCAUCCAAUUACCCAGGUGGCUCAGACUAUGCUGGACCUUUGUGAUGAGAAACUGAAAGAGGUACGUGUGAAUGUGUACGCUGAUGGAUUCCUGGAUGGGUGCCACUAUCAAAGGCCCAAUUUCUGCUUCUCUGUGGCAGGAGGAGGAAAAUGUUCAGCAACUCUUGGAAGACAAUGGAAGUGGCCUUUAAUAGUACUUGUUAUUUAUUAAACUGGUAAAUUCCUUUGUCCUGUGCAGAAGGAAGACAGGCUGGUGAGACUGGAGAAAGCCAUCAACCCCCUACUGGACGAUGACGACCAGGUGGCCUUCUCCUUCAUCCUGGACAACAUCGUCACUCAGAAGAUGAUGGCCGUGCCUGACGUGAGUGGAGCUUCACCCAAUAAUCAGGGGUGUAUGCUUUCUUUCGGGCGCUUCGGAUGUCACUGAGAGAAUAUCUUCUAUUUGUAUUUUCUUUGUAACUUAAGUCGUUUCACUGAAGUUUUUUCUUUGGCCUUAACAAAUGUACUAAAAUAUUGACAAUUCUGCCAGUAGUUCAAUCAAGUACACAGUGUGAUAAUGUUCUAACUGUCCUUACUCUGCCUCUAUCCCCUCUUCAGUCUUGGCCGUUCCACCAUCCAGUCAACAAAAAGUUUGUUCCAGAUUACUACAAAGUGAUAGUCCAACCCAUGGACCUAGAGAAUGUCCGCAAGGUGAGUUAUGGGAAGGAGACUUCAGUGUCAGCCUUGAGGAAAACCACAACAAAGACACCUUUUGGAUCCCUUGAUGCCAAGAUGGAUCAAACCUAUAUGUACAGGAGUACAGAAUAUAUUACAGAAUGCGGUAGAUGGUAAUACAGUGGGGGGAAAAAGUAUUUAGUCAGCCACCAAUUGUGCAAGUUCUCCCACUUAAAAAGAUGAGAGAGGCCUGUACACGUCAACUAUGACAGACAAAUUGAGAAAAAAAAAUCCAGAAAAUCACAUUGUAGGAUUUUUUAAUGUAUUUAUUUGCAAAUUAUGGUGGAAAAUAAGUAUUUGGUCACCUACAAACAAGCAAGAUUUCUGGCUCUCACAGACCUGUAACUUCUUCUUUAAGAGGCUCCUCUGUCCUCCACUCGUUACCUGUAUGAAUGGCAGCUGUUUGAACUUGUUAUCAGUAUAAAAGACACCUGUCCACAACCUCAAACAGUCACACUCCAAACUCCACUAUGGCCAAGACCAAAGAGCUGUCAAAGGACACCAGAAACAAAAUUGUAGACCUGCACCAGGCUGGGAAGACUGAAUCUGCAAUAGGUAAGCAGCUUGGUUUGAAGAAAUCAACUGUGGGAGCAAUUAUUAGGAAAUGGAAGACAUACAAGACCACUGAUAAUCUCCCUCGAUCUGGGGCUCCACGCAAGAUCUCACCCCGUGGGGUCAAAAUGAUCACAAGAACGGUGAGCAAAAAUUCCAGAACCACACGGGGGGACCUAGUGAAUGACCUGCAGAGAGCUGGGACCAAAGUAACAAAGCCUACCAUCAGUAACACACUACGCCGCCAGGGACUCAAAUCCUGCAGUGCGAGACGUGUCCCCCUGCUUAAGCCAGUACAUGUCCAGGCCCGUCUGAAGUUUGCUAGAGUGCAUUUGGAUGAUCCAGAAGAGGAUUGGGAGAAUGUCAUAUGGUCAGGUGAAACCAAAAUAGAACUUUUUGGUAAAAAUUCAACUCGUCGUGUUUGGAGGACAAAGAAUGCUGAGUUGCAUCCAAAGAACACCAUACCUACUGUGAAGCAUGGGGGUGGAAACAUCAUGCUUUGGGGCUGUUUUUCUGCAAAGGGACCAGGACGACUGAUCCGUGUAAAGGAAAGAAUGAAUGGGGCCAUGUAUCGUGAGAUUUUGAGUGAAAACCUCCUUCCAUCAGCAAGGGCAUUGAAGAUGAAACGUGGCUGGGUCUUUCAGCAUGACAAUGAUCCCAAACACACCGCCCGGGCAACGAAGGAGUGGCCUGGCCAGUCUCCAGAUCUCAACCCCAUAGAAAAUCUUUGGAGGUAGUUGAAAGUCUGUGUUGGCCAGCGACAGCCCCAAAACAUCACUGCUCUAGAGGAGAUCUGCAUGGAGGAAUGGGCCAAAAUACCAGCAACAGUGUGUGAAAACCUUGUGAAGACUUACAGAAAACGUUUGACCUGUGUCAUUGCCAACAAAGGGUAUAUAACAAAGUAUUGAGAAACUUUUGUUAUUGACCAAAUACUUAUUUUCCACCAUAAUUUGCAAAUAAAUUCAUUAAAAUUCCUACAAUGUGAUUUUCUGGAGAAAAAAAUUCUCAUUUUGUCUGUCAUAGUUGACGUGUACCUAUGAUGAAAAUUACAGGCCUCUCUCAUCUUUUUAAGUGGGAGAACUUGCACAAUUGGUGGCUGACUAAAUACUUUUUGUCCCCACUGUAUGUAUAAUAUAACCAUUAGUGUUAUUUAAAAGUCCCUCUGUGUGCUGUGGUCCAACAGAACAUAUCCAAACACAAGUACCAGAACCGGGAUGUGUUCCUAUUUGACGUCAGCCUGGUCCACACCAACAGUGUCAAGUACAACGGUCCAGACAGCCCUUACACCAAUACGGCCCUGGAGAUAGUCAACGUGUGCAAGCAGACCCUGGCAGAGGUGUGUGUAUGAAAGAGAAACUGCGAGAGAAAGUCAUAAUGAAACUACACUGAACAAAAAAUAUAAAUGCAACAUGUAAAGUGUUGGUCCCGUGUUUCAUGAGCUGAAAUACAAUAUCCCAGAAAUGUUCCAUACGCACAAAAAGCUUAUUUCUCUCAGAUUUUGUGCACAUAUUUGUUUACAUUCCUGUUAGUGAGCAUUUCUUAGGUGUGGUAUAUCAAGAAGCUGAUUAAACAGCAUGAUCAUUGCACAGGUGCACCUUGUGCUGGGGACAAUAAAAGGCCACUCUAAAAUGUGCAGUUUUGUCACAUAACAGAAUGCCACAGGUGUCUCAAGUUUUGAGGGAGCGUGCAAUUGGCAUGCUGACUGCAGGAAUGUCCACCAGAGCUGUUGCCAGAUAAUUGUUCAUUUCUCUACCAUAAGCUGCCUCCAACAUCGUUUUAGAGAAUUUGGCAGUACUUCCAACCGGCCUCAACCGCAGACCAUGUGUAUGGCGUCGCGUGGGCGAGGGGUUUGCUGUUGUCAUUGUUGUGAACAGAGUGCCCCAUGGUGGCAGUGGGGUUAUGGUAUUGGCAGGCAUAAGAUACGGACAACGAACACAAUUGCUUUUUAUCGAUGGCAAUUUGAAUACACAGAGAUACCAUGACGAGAUCCUGAGGCCCAUUGCCGUGCCAUUCAUCCGCCGCCAUCACCUCAUGUUUCAGCAUGAUAAUGCACGGCCCCAUGCUGCAAGGAUCUGUACACAAUUCCUGGAAGCUGAAAAUGUCCCAGUUCCGUGGCCUGCAUACUCACCAGACAUGUCACUCAUUAAGCAUGUUUGAGAUGCUCUGGAUCGACGUGUACGACAGUGUGUUCCAGUUCCCGCCAAUAUCCAGUAACAUCGCACAGCCAUUGAAGAGGAGUGGGACAACAUUCCACAGGCCACAAUCAACAGCCUGAUCAACUCUAUGUGAAGGAGAUGUCGCGCUGCAUGAGAUACUGACUGUUUUUUUUUUUAUCCACGUCUCUACUUUAAAAGAAAAAUGUUAUAUGUGACCGACAGAUGCAUAUCUGUAUUCCCAGUUAUGUGAAAUCCAUAGAUUAGGGCCAAAUUCAUUUAUUUCAAUUGACUAUUUCCUUAUAUGAACUGUAACUCAGUCAAAUCUUUAAAAUUGUUGCAUGUUCUGUUAAUAUUUUUGUUCAGUAUAAUUAAUUGACAUCUUUAUGGCUUGUCAGAUGACUAAUCAUAUUUAUGACUUCAUUAUGUUGCCUCCGCCAAGGAUAAUUAGUUCAUUUGACUGUUGCUUGAUAUAUCCCCAGUAUGAUGAGCACCUGACCCAGCUGGAGAAGGACAUCUCCACAGCUAAAGAGGCUGCUCUGGAUGCAGCAGACCUGGAUAGCCUGGACCCCAUGACUCCUGGAACCUACACACCACAGGUAGCAAUGUUCCUGUCCCAUGUAUGGCCCAGAAACAAGCCAGAUACUACCAAUAGGGCCUUAGAGUCACCAAAUAAAGUACCUCACCUCGCCCCUCACAUGCUCCAGAGUUGGGGAAUGCCACUCCAAAUACCUACUUUUUAACCUCAGUCUGCUGUAGUCUCUCCCUCCAUAUUACAUAUACCUCUUCACAUUCUAGUCUUUUUCUGCCUCGUAGUUCCUCUUUAGCACUCUUAUAUGUGUCACAAUUUAGUAGCUGUUUCUAUAGUUUAUCUAUGCGUUAGUCUCUAUAUUCUCCUUCCUACCAUGUGUUUAUCUCUUCUCCUCCCUCUUUCCUUUGUGUGUGUGUGUGUGUGUGUGUGUGUGUGGUGGGGGUGGGGGGGGGGCAGCCUGCUGAUGUGUUUGACAGCAGUGCCUCUGUGAGCCUGCACAGAGAGACCAGCUUUUUCUCUGAGGUUGAGGCAUCUCUAAUGGCUGUACCAGAGAAGAGGGGGGUAGGGCAGGUACGGAGAGAGAUCACCCUGGAGUGCAACGGGCGUCUGUCUCAUCCAGGGGUCACCUGUCUUUUAACCACCCUUCUCCCCUCCCAUUCCCCCCGUUCCUCCUUGUACAUUCACCUGGUCCUCCCUUCCAGUUCUUCCCUCUCCAUUCCCACAGUGUGUAUCCUGACUGGUGCAUGCUCCUCCUAACUAGGAGCCAUUCUAAGAUCCAUUUGUGCUUUUCAUUCCUAAGACAAAGAUGGUUCCUUCACAUAACUCAUUUGGUUCAUUUGUCUGCCUGUUUCGCAUGUAUGUAACUUUUUCUCCUACUUGUGACUGCCUGUCAUAUUAGCGUUCUGUUUGCCUGGCCAAUUAUCAAUUUUCAGCCAUCUCCAUUGCUUCUCAAGUCAUCACUCUAUCUUUCCCCAGAAUAAUCUUCUCCUGUCUCAGUGUCGCUUAACUUCUCUGUGUGUCUCCAGGGUCGUCAUAGAAGGCUAGGAGAGGAGGAGUCGGACGUGGACAUCGAGGGCUUCGAGGAGGAGGAUGACGGCAAGCCCAAGACACCAGCUCCUGUAAGACUCAGAUCAUGGAGAAACAGUAUGAGUUUUAGAGAUGGAUUUUGAAAGAGAGAAAUGGCAGAUUUGGAAACAGUUUAUAGUUCAGGCAAAUUAGUCCUUUUGAUGAUUAUGAUGAUGAUGACCUGUUCCCCAGGCAGAGGAUGGUGAGGGAGACCUGGAGGAUGAAGAGGAUGAAGAGGAUAUGCUGCUACCGCCCCACAGAAGGCUGCGGGGCCAUGAGGAUGAUGAUUAUGACGAGGAUGAAGGCUCCAGUCGGCCUGCCCAGGCCAGCGUGCUGUACCAGGACCUGCUCAUGUCAGAUGGAGAGGAUGACGCCAGCGAAGAGGAGGGAGACAACCCGUUCUCCUGUGAGUCACACUAGGGUGGAGGUUGUCAUAGGAUGGAGUAAGAUGAUGAAUAGAGAUGUACUGUGUGAACAUGUGCAUUGGGUAAAAAAAGUUCACCCAAAUUACAAAAUGAUGACAGCAAUCCAUGCUUUGGUUUAGUUUCCCUGGCACUGUUUCCACAUGCUAACGUUUUAGCAUUUGUCAUGGGACUGAUAUUAGCAUUUUCCGCACAUCAUGAUAAAAUUAUCUAUGUGACUUUGUUGAGGUUCGCAAUCAAUUGUAGAUACUUUUGGAUGAAUUGGACAUGCUAAUAUCUGUCCCAUGACUUGAAUGAGAUUUCUUCCACAAAUGCUAAAACAUUAGCAUGUGGAAACAGUGCCAGGGAAACUAAACCAAAGCAUGGAUUGCUGCCUACCUUGUCCAUAGUCUGCUUAUAGAGUAAGGAAACCAAUCUGUCAUUUUGUAAUUUGGGUGAACUUUCCCUUUAAAAUCUACAUCCUAUGAUUUAAGGAUUUCUGAAGGACACUAGGGACUGUAUUUGAGAUCUGAGGUUCUAACAGUGUUUCCUGUCCCGCCCCAGCUAUCCACCUGUCAGAGAGUGGCAGUGACUCAGACAGAGAGGUGGAGGUGCGUCCCCCGCCCCCUCCCAGACCCCACCAUGAGACGGCCCGCAUGGGCCUGGAGCAGGACGAGAGCAUGAUGUCAUACGGGGAAGAGGUGCCGGAUGAGACCCACCUGGAGGACAGUAAUGUCAGGUACAACAUGGAGCCAGCAAUCACCAUGGCCGAAACAUUAUAUACAGUACAUGGUGUAUUUGCAUCGUUGUUUGAAUCUUGGGCCCUAUUAACCCAUACUUUACCCUCUUUCUCUUCCCCAUAGUUAUGGGAGCUAUGAGGAGCCGGAGGGUCAGACCCAGACCCAGACCUCCAGCAUGGGCAAUGGAGAGGACUACGGCAUGAGUGAGGAAGAGGAGGAAGAGGCGGCUCAGAGGAGAGGUCCCAGUGUGCUGUCCCAGGUGCAGCUGAGUGAGGAUGAGGAGGACAGCGAAGAGUUUAGGUCCAUCGGGGGAGAGAGUGACUUGGACUCAGACAACUAG
This is a messenger RNA of Coregonus sp. 'balchen', 23081 nucleotides long. Lineage: Eukaryota; Metazoa; Chordata; Actinopteri; Salmoniformes; Salmonidae. The record is from the annotation of a GenBank genome assembly.